Molecule: messenger RNA, 312 nt
Organism: Pseudozyma flocculosa PF-1
Lineage: Eukaryota; Fungi; Basidiomycota; Ustilaginomycetes; Ustilaginales; Ustilaginaceae
Exons: 2
Coding region: 1-312 (103 amino acids)
Biological process (GO): nucleosome assembly
Cellular component (GO): nucleosome
Molecular function (GO): DNA binding; structural constituent of chromatin; protein heterodimerization activity
Source: RefSeq, a predicted model, not a curated record
AUGUCCGGACGCGGAAAGGGCGGCAAGGGUCUCGGCAAGGGCGGCGCCAAGCGCCACCGCAAGAUCUUGCGCGACAACAUCCAGGGCAUCACCAAGCCUGCCAUCCGCCGUCUUGCUCGCCGUGGCGGUGUCAAGCGUAUCUCGGGCCUGAUCUACGACGAGACCCGCGGUGUCCUCAAGCUCUUCCUCGAGUCGGUCAUCCGCGACUCGGUCACCUACACUGAGCACGCCAAGAGGAAGACGGUCACCUCGCUCGACGUCGUCUACGCCCUCAAGCGCCAGGGACGCACCCUCUACGGCUUCGGCGCCUAA